This is a messenger RNA of Poecilia latipinna (sailfin molly), 4186 nucleotides long. RefSeq names its product metal transporter CNNM1-like. Lineage: Eukaryota; Metazoa; Chordata; Actinopteri; Cyprinodontiformes; Poeciliidae. Gene Ontology annotation, biological process: magnesium ion homeostasis; transport. The transcript is spliced from 10 exons. Gene Ontology annotation, cellular component: plasma membrane. Bases 1294 to 3996 code for a protein of 900 amino acids. Gene Ontology annotation, molecular function: transmembrane transporter activity. The record is from RefSeq and is a predicted model, not a curated record.
AUAUUGCUUCAUUCUGCUUUAUUGAAACAAUGCUCCAUUUCUUCUGAAGGUUAAAUUAUCUGAUAUCUGCACAGAUACAUUUAAGUUUGUUAAAGAGUAACAAUUUUUAACCAGGGUCCUCAUCGUCUCACUGUCCUUUUAAAGGCUGAAAGGAAAUGAUUUGAUGUUUGAUGUGGUUAAAUAGUGUGAAGGUUUUGUUGGGACCCAUGAAGCAGGACAGAGUCCUGAACCUUUUAGAUGCGUUUCUGCAUAACUAAACCUGAAAAAAUAAAAGACAAUCAACUUUCCCAGAGAAACAUCUAAACAGCGCCCUCAUGCGGACACAAAUUCUAAUUAAAUAGAGAACAUUAACAACACAUUCAAUUUCAAGACACCUUGUAAAACCAAUAAGUCCAGUUUACAUAAAGAAAUAUGUUUUCAUUUUAACCCAAACAAAGUUACCUAUAUGCAUUCCCAUAAAACAAUACAAGUUACUAUUUUCUUUCUUCCUUUUACUCUUUCUGUCUAUUUUAAGUCAAAUUUUGUAAAGUUCUUUACUCUGUGGCCAGAAAAUAACUCGUGUUCAGUUUGCAGUGCAAAGGAAGACAGAUCCGUCAUGCCGUGUAAAUAUGGGAACUCCUCUAAAAUACUGUUACUCUGAGCUUUUAAAUCUCUGAAAACAAGAUGGCUGACUUCAAACAUCUGCAGUUACUGUCUCUGUGAUUGUUCCAACGCUUUUGUUGUUGAAUCAGAUCGUGAGUACAGUUAAAACUCAAAAAAUACUUUCAUGUUGAGAGGAUAUUUAUACAAUAUUAAUUAUUAAGAUGGACAUUUCUAACAAAGAAAGGUAAUUGUAGCAGUUUUAGUCUGAUAAAAUAAUUAAAGGUGUCUCAAAAGAAUUUAAAUCCCCAACACAGCAGAAAUUAUCACUAAAUGAUCCCACUACGGAAAGCCGUGAAAACUUUCCGUUUACCGGAAAGUCUCGUUUCCGGUAAACUAUCCAAGGAGCAACAGCUGUUCCUCCCUGACAGCUGUAGAGUGUUGCUGUUUAAUCCGCCGUUUUCCUGCAGGUUGUCAUCAUAAAACGGCGCAGAGAUUUUGAAAAGAGCAAAAUGUCAACUCCUGAGCUCGCGCCUAUUAUUAGAAAGUGACGUAAUGGCGCUGAUGGCGCAUCUCCUCCGCUGCGUUGCAUCGCCGGAAUCAGCACCGUUAAAACGGACCGCUGAUUGUCCCUCCUUUUCCCACAUGGACCGGAACCGGGCGGCACCACGUGACUCCGGAUCCCCGGACUGAGCCAGUUCAUCACACCGCAUCAUGGCUGCGGAGGAUGAGGCUGCGCGGUGCUGCCUCAGGUCCCCGCAGUCCCGCGGGGCUCCGCUCUCUCCGCCCCGCUGCCUAUGGCUCCUGCUCGGCCUCUGCUGGCUGAUGCCCACCCCGGCUCUCUGCCUGCUCGGCUUCCGUCCGGAGGAGACCGGAGCGGAGCUGUCCGUGGACGACGGGGUGCUGAAAGCCACGGAGGGAACCCGCUUCAUGCUGCGGGUGUACUACUCCACCUCCCCGCAGAAGCUCAACCGCACCGCGGGGACCCGCGCCAACAAUGCCGCGCCCUGGAUCGCCUUCAUCGAGGAGCCGAGUCCCGGCAGAGAGGGACAGGUCCACCCCAAGAGGAACAUGUGCAUGGACAAGAACGCCAGGACGUCCGACAUCGAGGUUUUAGGUUCCUUCAAGUCUGCUUCCAGUCAGAACUCUGUGCUGGUCGAGCUGCUGGCCAAAGACUUGCGAAGAGGGGAGAAGAUUAAGUAUUACUCCAUGUGCGCCUUCGACGGAUCCAAGUGGGAACACUACCGGACAAGAGACUUCUGGGUCGCGGUGACAGAGCGCUCUGCUGUCCCGGAGCUCUGGCUGCAGGUCCUGGUCUCCGUCCUGCUGCUCGGCUUAUCGGCUCUUUUCAGCGGACUGAACCUCAGCCUGCUGGCGCUCGAUCCGGUGGAGCUACAAGUCCUGCAGAACAGCGGCACCGACAAGGAGCAGAACUACGCGCGGAAGAUUGAAUCUGUGCGUCGGCAUGGGAACUACGUCCUGUGCACGCUGCUGCUGGGCAACGCGAUCAUCAACGCGUCCUUGGCGGUGUGGAUGUGCCAGAUCCUGGGCAUGACCUGGCUCUCCACCGUCAUUUGCGCCUUUGGCAUCUUCUUCAUCGGGGAGAUUCUUCCUCACUCCGUGGCAUCGCGUCACGGCCUGGCCAUCGCGUCCAAAACCAUCUGGGUGACGCGGCUGUUGAUGGUGCUCUCCUUCCCCAUUUCCUACCCCAUCAGCAAACUGCUGGACCUCAUUCUCAACCAGGAGAUCUCCAACUUCUACACCAGAGAGAAGCUCCUGGAGAUGCUGCGCGUCACAGACCCGUACCACGACCUGGUGAAAGAGGAGCUGAACAUCAUCCAGGGCGCGCUGGAGCUGCGCACCAAGACGGUUGAGGACGUCCUGACGCCGCUGAGCGACUGCUUCAUGCUGGCGUCGGACGUGGUGCUGGAUUUCAACACCAUGUCGGAGAUCAUGGAGAGCGGCUACACCAGGAUACCGGUGUUCGAGAACGAGAGGUCCAACAUAGUGGACAUCCUGUUUGUCAAGGACUUGGCCUUCGUGGACCCGGACGACUGCACUCCGCUGAAAACCAUAACGCAGUUCUACAAACACCCGCUGCACUGCGUCUUCAACGACACCAAGCUGGACGCGAUGCUGGAGGAGUUUAAAAAAGGAAAGUCUCACCUCGCCAUCGUGCAGCGCGUGAACAACGAGGGCGAGGGCGACCCGUUCUACGAGGUGAUGGGCAUCAUCACCUUGGAGGACGUGAUUGAGGAAAUCAUCAAGUCGGAGAUUCUUGAUGAGACGGAUCUCUACACUGAUAACCGGACAAAGCGGCGGGUUUCCCACCAUGAGAGGAAGCGGCAGGACUUUUCCAUCUUCAAACUGUCGGAAAAUGAAAUGAAAGUCAAGAUUUCCCCCCAGCUGCUCCUGGCAACACAUCGCUUCCUCUCCACAGAGGUGGAGCCCUUUAAACCUGCGCACAUCUCAGAGAAGAUCCUGCUGAGGCUCAUCAAGCACCCCAGUGUGGUCCAGGAACUCAAAUUCGACGAGAAGAACAAACGAGCUCAGGACCACUUCCUCUUCCACCGCAACAAACCGGUCGACUACUUCAUCCUGGUUCUGCAGGGCCGAGUUGAGGUGGAGUUUGGUAAAGAAGCGCUGAAGUUUGAGAACGGAGCUUUUUCUUACUUUGGGGUACCUGCCAUCAUGUCAACUGCCCACAGAUCGCCCUCUCACAGCAGCGGCCUGGAGCGCUCUGAGUCCAUGCUGUACGCCGGAAGUUUGGGUCAGCUGAACGGAGGAGGGAACUUCUACCUGCCGGACUACUCCGUGAGGCAGCUCACCCCCCUGCAGGUCAUCAAGAUUACGCGUAGCCACUAUCAGAAUGCGCUGACAGCCACCAGGAUGGACAGCUCCCCUCAAACUCCUGAUGCUGACCUCCGCCUGGCAGAGGCCAACACCCCGACCCCUGACCCUUCAGCCACAGGCAACGCUGCUACGCUCAUGCCCUUCGAGCCGACCACAGCCACCCUGCUGCCCCCGCCCAGGGAGCCCAGCCGGCCCAGCUCGGCCCGCACCAGAGGACAACAGUCCAGCGUCCCACACAGCACCUCGGUGCUGAAUGAGAAGAACCGCAUUGUCCGCAGUAAGUCUGACGGUCAGAAGAGUCCCAGUGAUUCUGUGUUCCUCAGGAUGGAUGAGAUCCCGUACAUCCGAGAGGACCGAUCAGAGACCGACACACACUCAGACAUGGCCUCGGUUCCCAUAGAAACAGACACAUCGCCUUUCAUCAGCAGCAUGUCGCUGAGCGGCUCAGAGGACACGCUGGGCAAGAAACUGCUACUCAAACUUAGUCACAAGAAACGGAAAAAGUCCCGUGAAGGAGACAAAACCCCAGAGGACAUUUCAGAGCAGCCGCUGGUGAAAACCUAGCAGUGACUGAAACAGAGCAGAAGACGCCAUCAUCUGAUGGCUUCAUAAAGACUACAACUAUCAGAGUUUUAUCUGAAAACUGUGCACUGACGGUGACCUUAAACGAAACCGACCGGAGUUUGCUGGUCAAUUAGAUCAUUUUUUGACUUCAGGUUGUGAAUUAGAAAUAAACUAUAGCCUCUCACCUUUA